Messenger RNA from Cuscuta europaea, 608 nucleotides. The record is from the annotation of a GenBank genome assembly. NCBI's taxonomy places the organism in Eukaryota, Viridiplantae, Streptophyta, Magnoliopsida, Solanales, Convolvulaceae.
GCCAAAACAAAAAAUUCAUUGGAAAAGUCAUGUUUAUGGCUGCUGUUGGCAGGCCACAGGUUUCAGUUGAAGGUGAGAUAAUAUGGGAUGGCAAAAUUGGGAUUUUCCCAUUCACAGAGGUGAUAUAUGCACAAAGAAAUUCGGCUAAUAGAGUAGCCGGCACCCCGGAAACAAAAGCAAUUCAAAGUGUGACCAAAGAAGUAAUCAGGUCAAAAAUGAUUGAUACAUUACUGCCAGCAAUAAGGGAAAAAUGGCCAUCAUAUGCAUGCAAAGAUAUAUGGAUUCAACAAGAUAAUGCUAGGCCUCAUAUUAGUGUGCAUGAUGAAAUAUUCAUUGAGGCUGCAACUUCUUUUGGGUUCAAUAUCAGAUUGAUUUGCCAGCCAGCUCAAAGUCCUGAUUUUAAUGUGCUUGACCUUGGUUUUUUUAGAGGUUGGGGGAACUACCCAUUCAGAUUGGCAUUCCAUCUACUCUCAUUGAAGAUACCACAAGCUAUCUCUUGGAGGGUGAGAUAAUAGACAUGACAGUGGAUGUAGGUGCAAAUAUCACUUGAGCAUGAAGACAUCUUUGGUUUUUUGCUAGUGAAGGCAGCAUUAAUUAUUGCUAUUGAA